Emiliania huxleyi CCMP1516 is the source of this 1445-nucleotide messenger RNA. RefSeq lists its product as hypothetical. Bases 189 to 1301 code for a protein of 370 amino acids. The record is from RefSeq and is a predicted model, not a curated record. NCBI's taxonomy places the organism in Eukaryota, Haptophyta, Isochrysidales, Noelaerhabdaceae. Gene Ontology annotation, molecular function: calcium ion binding. The transcript is spliced from 9 exons.
CGAGGGAUUAGCGCGAGAACGGCUGUACAAUGCUCCGUGCAUCCUCGGUCGCCUCUGCGCGAGUCGGACGAUCCUCGAGACUGCUGCUCCGACCAGCGCUCGCGCGGGGGCUGUGCGCCAAAGAAUCAACAUACGUUCAAAAGUGCACCAGGGAUACUAACCCUCACGAAUGGGCCGUCUUCAGCAAGAUGGACAUCAACCAUGACGGCACCAUCACCAUGGCGGAGAUCAAAGACAUGUGCCGCAAGCACGACAUCGACAUCAUGGCCGACGUCAUUUGCAAGUACCUGGACGAUGACGGCUCGGGGAAAAUCAACUUUGAUGAAUUCUGCGCGCACUACGACAUGAUCCAGAUGGCGCGCAAGUCCGCGCGCCUCAAGCAGUGGCACCGCACGUACGGGCUGGGCGUCGCCGGCAACGUGGCCGGUCACAUGGAGCAGGCGGGCGAGGCGGACAAAAAGGAGGAGGGCGUGGACGACAAGACCACGCCUCCGGAGGGGCAGAAGACGCCGGCGGCGAUCUUCACGUUCUACGCGCCGCACCCUCACAGCGUGGACGAGAGCGCCGACGAGGUGCUCCACCGGCUUGAGGCGUUCCCUGUGGCGACAGCUGUCAUCGAGUACCCAAAGGCGGGAGGGCACGUUCAGGUUGAGCCUGAGAUGGGGAUGUAUGCAGACAUUGUCUACAGCGCGGACGGCUCGAAGGUGGAGCGGCUCGUGCCGAGGAAGGUUGCUGCCUUCAAUGACUGCUCCAUCCGCAAGCUUGACGGUGCGGACAAGCUGAGCAUGAAGAAGAACUGGGGCAGCUCAUCCAAGGGUAUCUCGAUCCGCAGCUUCCCAAUCACCAGCCUCGACCCGGGCACGCUCGUCGACCAGCUCGUCCUCACCUCCUACAUCAAGUCGGGGCCGAACCACGUUAACGACGCCAUCACGACGCCGAAGGGGGCGAUUGUGAAGUACAGCGAGGACGCGCCUGCGCGCAACUACAUGCUUUUCGGCCCGGCUUUGCUUGACUGGAUCGUUGACCGCAUCAACUUCCAGGAGGACACAGAUAAAUGGGAGCCCGUCUUCCCGGUUAUGAAGAAGAGCGAGUACCCCACGAGCAUCUGGGUCGCGCUCGGCGCUGGCGAGUACACUGAGUGGGGGCAGAAGAACUUCCUCCAGCCAGGCGACGAGUCGCUCGUGAUCAUCUACGACGAGAAGAAGUACCCGAACGGGCCGUCCGAGCUGGAGGUGGCGGCGCUGAUGGACGAGUACCCGGCGCCGGAUGGUAUCAUCGCUGUGCACCAGACCUUCGUCUAAAACUCAAGGAGAGGGCCGGGCCGCGGUACCUGCGCGGACAGAGAAUAGCACGUACACAUUGGCUCGUCGGUCCCACAUUGCCCCACACAAGCUACAUAUGUGAUAGGUAAGGUAACGUAAACUUCUCGACACACAUGUGAUGUC